Molecule: messenger RNA, 4745 nt
Organism: Hydra vulgaris (swiftwater hydra)
Lineage: Eukaryota; Metazoa; Cnidaria; Hydrozoa; Anthoathecata; Hydridae
Product: zinc finger protein 721
Biological process (GO): regulation of transcription by RNA polymerase II
Cellular component (GO): nucleus
Molecular function (GO): RNA polymerase II cis-regulatory region sequence-specific DNA binding; DNA-binding transcription activator activity, RNA polymerase II-specific
Source: RefSeq, a predicted model, not a curated record
ACCAAACAACGUAACUUUGGUUUUAAUUUCCAAAGAAGUGGUUUUUUUUCCAACACUUACUCGCAGGUUUUAAUUUUCUUUUAAUCCGUUGACAUGUUUUCCUGUUGUUUUCGUUUUAUUUAAAGCGUUUUGACAAAUCAAGAUAAAGGGUUGUUUUUCUUUUCUGGUCUGUAAAUUGCUACUGGAAUAAAGUGAAGUGAAGCGAGAAAAAGCCAUUCUUCGCUUUAAUAACAAGUCAAUAGGCGAUAUUUUCUUACGUCAGUAAGCAGUUGUUAUGAAAAUGACAUGACAGUAAAGAAAGAUUUAGAGAACAAGUUUUUGGCAUUCAAGAUGAUAAAGAACAAGUUUUCGAUAAGAAAAAUUUUACAACUGAAAGUUGAGAAUGAAAUGCGUUUUUUUGAAGUUGAGUGGGAAAAAACAUGGGAGAAUGAAGAAUAUAUCCGCCAAAUAGCACCGGAUCUUUUAGAUGAGUUUUUGUCAAAGGAAAACUCUUAUAACGUAAAAUAUAAGAACGACACGACACCUAACGAAACAAGUGAUACUACUGCUUCAUUUACUUGCAAUGAAUCAGUCUCAAAACCAAGAAGGAUUGGGGGGAUACAAGCAGUUAUUUCAAGACUUAAAAUGUCUCAAUGCCUAGAACAAAAACCCGCCAUAUAUACAACUACAAAAGACGAACAAUGUAAUGAUCAAGUUGUUAAACGGAUUGAUAAAGAAAACAUUAAUAAAUCACCAAAUCAAAUUCAUGAUCCCGAUAGAUCGAAGUGUUUAAUAGUUGAGAAUAAUUCCACUGAAGGUUAUACUCACCAGCAAUAUUCAAAAACUCACGAGUCAUAUUCUAACUUAAUACCAGCAAAUAAUAAUUCAAAGUUUUCUUCUUUUAAAUCACAUCAUUCACCUUUAUCGCGUGAAAAUAGUUUGAAUCGAAACACUAGCUCUCAUGGUUAUAAUCAAUUGUCUGUUGAAAAUACAAAACUCUCGUUUGAUAAUUCAGGAGUCCUUUUUAAAUGUUCUAUAUGUUCUGAAAUACUUUACGAAGAUGUAAAGUAUCGUCAACAUAUGUACAUGCACGAACAAGUGAGCCUUUUAAAAAAAGAUCCGCCAAAAUUGUUGAAACCAGGUACGUUCGAGUGUAAGUUUUGCAAUAUGAUAUUUGAUGGAAAAGACAAAUUAAAAAUGCAUUACAAUGAAAAUCAUGAAAAAGAGUUUGUCAACACACAGCCAACGGAUCAGCUAUAUUCUUGUUCUCAAUGUCAUCAAAGUUUUUUGAUAUUAUCAGCAUUGCAAAAACAUUUCGAGAUGCAUCCAUUGCAUGCUGCUCAAGCUUCAGAAAAUAUAAAAGUUCAAAAUUCCGAUGAGAAAGUAGCAAAAAUAAAAGAGGAAAUAGAACUUGAGGACUACUCUGACCAACAAACGUGUAAUACAAGCUUGCUUUACCUGUCUUCUCAAAAUCAAAAAGUCUUGGAAAAUAAAAACUUUGUAAAUAAAUCUCCUUCAAUGGCAACCAUGACAGCUUUAGAUUUUCAACCUGUAAACGAAGCUCUUAUGCUGAAAAAGGGUGAAUGCAGACUAAUUGAUAAUUUAGAUGAAAAGAAAUUUUUUCGAUGCAAUCUGUGCGAUGAAAUGUUUGAAACGGAAAGCGACCGUGCGCAACACUCUUUGAUACAUGUAGAUCGUUCUAACUCAUUAGACUGUCACGUAUGUGGUAAACAGUUUCGUCAUCGAACUAAUCUUACCACGCAUUUAAUUGUUCAUAGUGGUGUUAAACCGCAUCAGUGUGCAGUUUGUUUUCGGCGUUUUACUCAGAAAGUUAACCUCCAACGCCAUAUGCAUAUACACGAAGGCAGCCGACCAUAUCGAUGUUCAAUGUGUUCGAAAUCUUUUACUCAAAAAGCAAAUUUACAAAGGCAUAUACUUUCACAUACAGAGCAAAAUAAAGAUGAUUUUGUACAAGCUUCAAGAGAUAUUUUAAGUGAAUCUGAUUUUAUCGAUGAAUCGAAUGAUUUUAUUGAUGAUGGAGUUGAAAAAAAUACUUUUUUAUCAUCAACAAAAGAAUUCAGUGACGUUUCCAAUAAUAAUGAAAAUCUAAUUUCAUUUGAUCGUCAGGAGUUCCGUUGUGAUAUAUGUGAAAAAACAUUUGCUCAGAAAGCCAAUCUUCACAAACAUCUUCUCAUUCAUUCUGGGUCCAAACCUUUUCAAUGUUACGUAUGUGGCAAAGCAUUUCGUCAGCGUUCUUCAUUACAAAAGCAUUACACUAUACAUACAAACGGUUCAAGUAGUUUUAUGUGUCAAACGUGCAAUCGAAUGUUUGGAUCGCGUACAAACUUGCAACGUCACAUGCUUGUGCAUGUUACAUCAACUACAGAAUGCUACAUUUGCUAUCAAAAGUGUACUACCUCAGACAAUUUAGAGAGACACUUUAGUGAACAUAUUGAAGAAGCCUCAUUAGCAAUGUCUUUGCCUCAAAAGUAUUUCGAGAAGUCCUCGGGUGAAACGUUUUAUUGUGUUGAUUGUGGAAUAAAUUUUGAUAAUCCGAUUGUCUACAACCAACACCUUCAAUGCCAUCAAAGAGAGUUUUCUGAUGAAUCACGCAUUAAUAAUCGUUUGCAUGAUGGAGCAUCUCCUUUACAAUGUGAAGUGUGUGGUGUUAUUUUUAUGUCAUCAACUAAGCUGAAAGAACAUAUAGAAACAAAUCAUACUUUAAGUAAAAACUCAUUUGAUCCAAACAGCAAGUUCAAUGUUUCUAGCGUCCAGUCUUCUAAACUACUAGAACUUAAUAAGUCAUUAGUGCCAAAAUUGAAAGACGAGCAAAUUUCUACUCCAAUUGAGUUUGUUUCAAGGCAUGAUAAUCGUUUAGAAAAUCAUAAAGAAAAAAAAACAACUCGUGUUUCGCGCUGCCCAUUAUGUAAGCAACUUUUCUUAUCUAAAACUCACAUGAAAGAACAUUAUGCUACCGUGCACAGUGGUGAAAACCUUGAUUUACAUAAAAAAAGUAAAAAUGUAAAUCAAAUCCAGUCCCAAAGCUUUUCUAUUUCCCCAAAACAAUUCGAAACAGAUACACUACAGUUAAACACUUCAAGUGCGUUUUCAAUUCAUAAAAUUGAAACAGACGAGAAAGAUGAUGGUGAAGUUGAACUAAUCACUGAAGACGAAGAACAGAUGAUUAAAGACAAUCAAGAGUUUAUUAAAGAUAAUAUUUUAGGUGGAUCACACGAAUACGAAUCUAAAGGACGAUAUGAAAGAGGAAAUUAUAGUUGUAAAAUUUGUAACCGUACUCUUACUUACAAAUACAGCUUAGAAAAACAUAUGCUUAUUCAUACUGGUAUUUAUCCUUACAAGUGUCAUCUGUGUUCAAAACGAUUUAACCAUAAACCAAAUCUAGAUAAACAUUUAAUUGUUCAUAGCGGAGAGAAACCUCACGUCUGCCAUUUAUGCCAUCGAGCGUUUAGUCAAAGAUCAAACCUUCAACGUCAUCAACUUACACAUACACAGAAUCGUGAUUUUGUAUGUGAAAUUUGUGGCAAAAGAUUUAAUCAUAUGGCUUCGUUAAAAACGCAUUCUCUCAUUCACACUGGAGCUAAACCAUUUUCAUGCUACAUUUGCACGAAAAGGUUUAACCAGAAAGGGAAUUUAAAAAGACAUGUUCAAACUCAUAAAACUGGAAAAAGAAAUCGGCUAAGCAACGAAUCAAAGAAUAAUGAAGUUGACUUUAAUGAAGAAAACCUCUCUUAUUAUAAUGGUGAAAAUAGUGAAAAUAGUGAAGACGAAUUAAAUUCACAUUAUAAUCCAAUUAAAAAAGAAGAUUACAUGAGUACUGAGGAACCACUACCAACAAUGUUGGACGAUUUAAGCCAAAGUAAUUCUAUAACUAGUGAGAGAAGCGAGCAACAGAAAACUAGUGUGUUAGAAGAAUUGAACCAUGACAACGACGAUAUUCUAACAAUUGUUCCGUCGGACGAACUGUCAGAAUUCGGUAAACAAAAAAUGAAAACAAAAAAAGAAUCCUAUCAUUGCGAUUCCUGUUCAAAAUUAUUCGUAUCAAUGGCAAGUCUUGAAUCCCAUAAGCGCGCGCAUCACAGUCUAAUUGUUUGCGAUGUAUGUGGCAAACAAUUUUCUCAAAAAGCAAAUUUACUCAAACAUAAGUUAAUCCACAUGAAUAAAAAACCUUUUCCAUGUCAGACAUGUCACAAGGCAUUUCGGCAAAAAGCAAAUUUACAACGCCAUGAAAUGAUUCAUAACAAAGAACGAAAAUCUUUGACCUGUGAAUUAUGUCAAAAAUCUUUUAGAUGUCUGUGGAGUCUCAAACAGCAUGUUAAAAAUCAUCCUGAAAGGACGUCAUUUAGCUGUACAUUUUGUGGAGAAACGUUUGAGGAAAAAGCGCAACUUUUACGUCAUUAUAUUGUGCAUAAAGGAAUAACUGUUUAUUCAUGCUGCAUUUGUUUACAAAAAUAUCAAUCAAAAGAUAAUCUUUUAGCGCAUAUGACAACCCACGAAAACGUGCCUUUAGAUAUUCAGCAAAGAAUCGAAGAAGAUGAAGGUCAAGAUUUAUUAACACAAGACGACAUUCCUGUUGACAUUGAGCCUACUUUUGUUGCCAAGAUGGAAUCGUAAAAGCUAUUAUAAUUCAGUACUUAUUAAAAAUAGAUUUCUUCAUAGAUUUAACAGUUAUAUUUUUCUACUACUUUUUUGGCAAAAAUUAUUUAUAAUAUUGUAAAUUAUUUUUUGUAUUAGUAAUAAAUUUUGUA